This is a messenger RNA of Ooceraea biroi (clonal raider ant), 2217 nucleotides long. Its product is annotated as carboxypeptidase M. NCBI's taxonomy places the organism in Eukaryota, Metazoa, Arthropoda, Insecta, Hymenoptera, Formicidae. The record is from RefSeq and is a predicted model, not a curated record. Gene Ontology annotation, biological process: protein processing; peptide metabolic process. Gene Ontology annotation, molecular function: zinc ion binding; metallocarboxypeptidase activity.
ACCUUCCUCCUUCGAAUCGGACGUGUCGCGCGGUGCUCGUUCUCAUUGUCGCUCCUCCUCUUUCUUUUUUCGACUUCCGUAAAUGCCGUUCAUUCAUUCACUUGUCCGCUGCUAAUAACGUGAUCGCAUUGGACGAAAAAAAGUGCGUGUCCUCGUUGGUGCCAGUCUAGUAAACGAUUUAAUACGGUAUCGAGGGAAAAGGAAAAGCCAACGCAUCAGGAAAUUCACGAAUCGUAUACUUUUACGCAUACUACUUCGUAACUCUUUCACAGAUACAUUGCGUACGCGCGAUUGGUCACUGUGAUUCCGUUCAGCCACUUUUACGAGCACCUACAUACAAGAAAAUACGUUUAGAUGAUCAGAAUGUAUCGCGUGCUACUUUUUCUCGUCUCUAUUUAUGGGAGUAUUCGCGGAAACGCCGUCUCGCAAUUCCCCAAUAAAGGAAACGUGCCUCAUCAAUAUCAUUCGCGUUUCUUGAUGUACGAGGAGCCAUACAACAUUGAGUUCAAGUAUCACAAUUACGAGCAGAUGAGCCGCUUUCUUCGCGCGACGUCCCUUCGAUUUCAAAAUCUCACUGCGCUGUACUCUAUAGGAAAGUCGGUGAAAGGUCGCGAUCUAUGGGUAAUGGUAGUGUCGUCAUCGCCUUAUGAACACAUGAUCGGAAAACCCGACGUAAAGUAUAUCGCUAACAUACACGGAAACGAAGCUGUUGGACGCGAAUUAAUGCUACAUCUCAUUCACUUUUUCGUAACGUCAUAUGGAUCAGACCCAUAUGUUACGUGGCUAUUGGAUAACACGAGGAUUCAUAUUUUGCCAUCAAUGAAUCCUGAUGGCUUCGAAGUUUCUAAAGAGGGAAAGUGCGACGGUAGUCAAGGCAGGUACAAUGCCCGUGGCUUCGAUUUAAAUCGCAACUUUCCUGAUUAUUUUAAACAAAACAAUAAAAGGAGUCAGCCAGAGACCGAGGCUGUCAAGGAAUGGGUUUCAAAGAUACAGUUCGUACUCUCGGGCAGUCUGCACGGUGGGGCGCUCGUAGCUAGCUACCCCUUCGACAACACUCCAAAUGCGCGAAUAUGUCGAUCAGCGCCACUGUGUGCAGUGUUUCAGAGUUUUAGACCAACGCCGAGUAUUUCGCCAGACGACGACGUGUUCCAGCAUUUAUCGUUGACGUAUUCUCGAAACCAUGGAUCUAUGUAUCAGGGAUUAUCGUGCUCGCCAUCCCAGCCCGCAUUUAAGCGUGGAAUUACUAACGGCGCCGAAUGGUACCCGCUUACCGGUGGAAUGCAAGACUUCAACUACGUUUGGAAUGGAUGUAUGGAAAUCACCUUGGAACUAUCUUGCUGCAAAUAUCCAUUGGCAUCGAACUUGUCAUAUUACUGGGAACAGAAUCGAGCGCCCCUAAUCAAAUUUCUGGCAGAAGCUCACAGAGGUGUUCAUGGCUUUGUGAUCGAUGAAAAUGGUAAUCCCAUUGAGAGGGCGUCUGUUAAAGUGAAAUCUCGAGACGUUAGCUUUUCAACAACUAAAUACGGUGAAUUCUGGAGAAUCUUGCUACCUGGCAUUUAUAAAUUGGAGGUAUUCUCAAAUGGGUACAUACCUCGUGAGGUGGAAUUUAUGGUAAUCGAACAGCACCCGACUCUUCUUAACGUUACACUUUACUCGGUAAAAAGGCAGUAUGAGGAUGAGAGUGGAUCUGUUUUAUAUAACGGAAAUACCGGUGGAAGACCUUACCCUCCGCAUCGAGACCACACGUUACAUUACCGACCACAAUCAGGUGCCAAUACUGCAGCCGAUGCCAACAGCGGUAUCUUUUCAUCUAUCAGUAAUGGAUUUAAUACCUUUGUGACGAACCUCUUUGGGUAAAUCUCUCUUGGGAGAGAGAGAGAGAGAGAGAGAGAGAGAGAGAGAUGUAUGUGCGAAUAUGUAAUUAGUUAUUUAUUUGAUAUUAUCAUACGUUAAAUGAAAUGAAUAAAUGGUAAGUUUAUAGUUAUCGCACAGUGAGAGCUCUACCGCAUGUUAAAUUUGUUAUGUUAACAUUCCUGCAUUAUGAGAUAUUUAUGUAUCCGCUAAUGUAAAAAAUGUAUAAUAUAUUUAACAAAGUAUAACUUUUAUUAUGUUUAUAAAAACAAAUGUACACACGCGCAUACACGUCUAUUACCAUUUUAUGUAUAGUUACCAAUGCAUUUAAUACAAAAGAUAUAGUGCGUAAUACCUACAAUUAUA